AUGAAAGUAGAAACUUUAGUUAUGAAAAUAAUAGAAGCUGUUGAAACAGAUUCCCCUACUGUAAUAACUUUCAACGAUGGUGGUGUAAGCGUUGCCAACGAAAAGAAAGCUGCUAUUGCAAAAGCUGCUUCUACAAAAGCUGCCGAUGAAAAGAAAGCAGCCGUAGAUCAUAGACACAAUUUAGCAAUGGAAAAGUUGGCAGCAGAGGUUAAAAAACCUAAAACGGAAAAGAAAGGUUCAGGAGUGGGAGAAAUGAUAGGCACAAUGAAAGAAUUUGGAAAAAGAUUUAGUGAAGAAACCAAGAAAACUGUUAAACAAGGAUUAAAUAAAUUAGUAGAUAGUAUUGACACAGGAGAAAUCAAAGUCAAACAUAAGGGUAAUGGAAUAUUUUUAAAAAACAUACGCACUGGAGAAGGAAUAUAUCUUUCAAAGUAUAAAGGAGAAGGAGUGAUUUUUGGAACAAAUUAA
Messenger RNA from Lottia gigantea (owl limpet), 468 nucleotides. RefSeq lists its product as hypothetical. The coding region runs from base 1 to 468 and encodes 155 amino acids. NCBI's taxonomy places the organism in Eukaryota, Metazoa, Mollusca, Gastropoda, Lottiidae. The transcript is spliced from 2 exons. The record is from RefSeq and is a predicted model, not a curated record.